This is a messenger RNA of Mycotypha africana, 1455 nucleotides long. Its product is annotated as WD40-repeat-containing domain protein. Gene Ontology annotation, cellular component: nucleolus. The record is from RefSeq and is a predicted model, not a curated record. Gene Ontology annotation, molecular function: protein binding. Gene Ontology annotation, biological process: ribosomal large subunit assembly. Lineage: Eukaryota; Fungi; Mucoromycota; Mucoromycetes; Mucorales; Mycotyphaceae. The coding region runs from base 1 to 1455 and encodes 484 amino acids. The transcript is spliced from 2 exons.
AUGGCAGCCAAAGCGAAACAAAAGAAACUCGAUGAAAUAGCUGCUGCUGCCAUGCCACCCGGUCAAAAAGUAGUUGCACAAUUCAAAACAGCAGAAGGAGACUCAACUGGGCCUCCUCUCAACUUACCCGGUGAUGUCACACCUGAACAAUUAGAACUCUUAUUAAACCAACUUUUGAAUCAAGGUGACGAUCCACUUCCUUAUUCGUUCCAUGUCGACGAAGACGAAAUCAUCAACAACUUAUGGGUCGAUCGAAAGAAUAAAUCCACUGAAGAAACAAUCAAUAUCGUUUAUCAACCGCAGGCAAUCUUUAGAGUACGAGCCGUUUCACGGUGUACAUCCACCUUAGCAGGCCAUACGGAGGCUAUUUUAUCUUGUGCUUUUAGUCCAGAUGGAAGCCAAUUAGCCACCGGCUCAGGCGAUUGUACAGUUCGUAUUUGGGAUUUGAAUACAGAAACACCACGCUCAACGCUGAAAGGACAUGCAGGAUGGGUAUUGUCCAUUGCUUGGUCUCCUGAUGGUAAGACUCUGGCAUCCGGUAGCAUGGAUAAUACGGUUCGAUUAUGGGAUCCAAAAACUGGUAAACAAAUUGGAGAUGGUUUGAAAGGACAUCGCAAAUGGAUUACAAGCUUAGCUUGGGAGCCUUAUCACUUAAAUUCGAAAAGUAACCGAUUAGCUAGUUCGUCGAAAGACCACACUGUGCGGGUGUGGGAUACUUCCCUUAGACGUAUGAUUUUUACAAUCUCUCAGCAUACAGCGGCCGUGACCUGUGUCAAAUGGGGUGGUGAAGGAUUAAUUUACACAGCCUCUCAAGAUAAAACAAUCAAAGUUUGGAAUUCAUCGGGCAUGUUGGUCAAAACAUUGGAAGGUCAUGGCCAUUGGGUAAAUACAUUGGCUUUAAGUACCGAUUUUGCGUUACGUACUGGUCCUUUUGAUCAUACAGGCAGAAGACAUGCUACGGAAGAAGAAGCUAAAGAAGCAGCCCUCAAUAGAUACAAUACCCUUAAAGGCAAAGGACCGGAGAGAUUAGUGUCAGGCUCAGACGAUUUUACGAUGUUCUUUUGGGAGCCUGAGAAGAGUAAGAAGCCUACCACACGUAUGACAGGGCACCAGAAAUUAGUAAACCACGUGAUGUUCUCUCCUGAUGGUCGAUAUAUCGCUAGUGCCUCCUUCGAUAACCACGUCAAAUUAUGGGAUGGCAAAACGGGUAAAUUCUUGGGCAAUCUCAGAGGACAUGUUGGUGCUGUUUAUCAAGUCAGUUGGUCCAGCGAUUCUCGUUUACUGAUCAGUUCAAGCAAAGAUAGUACACUGAAAAUUUGGGACAUCAAGAAGAUGAAGAUAAAGAUGGAUUUACCAGGUCAUUUAGACGAAGUUUUUGCCGUGGAUUGGUCACCCGGAGGAGAUAAGGUAGCUAGUGGCGGUAAAGAUAAACAGCUUAAAAUUUGGAGACAUUAA